AGCUGUUAGGAUGACGAUACAAAUAUGCUAUCAAAAUGUUGAGAUAUUACCUCAGUAGGAUACGUAACACGGAAGUGUGUACGUUUUAAUCCAACACGUAUUAGUUCAACAUGUGCCUUUAUUAAAUUAUUUUUAUUAUUUAUUUGUACAUUAAUUUAGCUAAUUAUUCUCCAAACAAUGAGCACUAAGGUAAAAUGGAUUUAUUUGGCGGCAUUUUUAGAUUUAUUCGCCGUUAGUUUAAUAGUACCAUCAAUGGGAGCGCAUUUGAAAGGAUUAGGUGCUUCUUAUUUUAUGAUAGGAAUGAUGACAUCUAUUUACGCUCUCACUCAACUAUUGAGCGGCCCAGUAAUUGGCAGCUGGAGUGAUAAAAUAGGCAGACAAAAAUUAUUUGUAACAAUCUAUUUAAUUGUCGGUUGUUGUUAUCCGCUGAUUGGAUUAGUCAACUCAUAUUACAUUAUUUUAUUGUUGAGAGCUACAAUCGGAGUCUUCAAGCAUGGACAGGUAUUAAUUCGUACAAUAGUUACUGAUCAGAUCCCGGUGAAAAAUCAAUCUUCAUUGUUUGGACACUUAAAAUCGAUUGCUGGAAUAAGUUUCACGAUUGGUCCGGCGAUAGGAGGUCAUUUAUCUGAAUUAGACGGAGGAUUCCGUUAUGUUGCUUGUUGCACUGGAUUUUUAUUGUUUUUGAACAGUGUAAUUGGAUACCUGUAUCUCGAUGAUGUAACAAAAAAUGAUACGUCUGAACAGCGAAAAAAAGAUGAACAUAAAUCAAAGUCUUUGCGUGAAGAAAUCACUGAAGCGAUACGCAGUCUUGCGGACGUGAACUGGCGCCUGUUUGGCCAAGUGUUUGCGUUAAAAUUUGUACUCGACAUGUCAGCGGGCCUGUACCACUCUAAUUACAACUUGAAAAUACAAGAGCGAUUUGGUAUAACGCCCAAAAUUUCAGGAUAUACGAUAGCGUUUCAGAGUUUUGUCGGUGUUAUCACUGGGCUGUUUGUCCCUAAAAUAAAUGACAAGUUAUACAAUUCUGAUGUGGAUUACAAAAAGCGGAAUAUGCAUGGUUACAUACUGAUGGUUGUUGGAUACCUAGGGAUUUACUUUGCAAACAGCUUGAGGAUAUUUCUUCUUUGGACAGUCGUUCUCAAAACUAGCCACAUGUUUCUGAGGAUAAUUUUAACUGAUAUGCUGAUGCGAAAAUGUCCACCUUCACAAACCGGGUCUGUUGCCGGUACGUCGAACAGUGUCUCGAAUUUGGCGCGUCUGGUUACCCCCGUGGUCGCCGGGGUUUUCGAAGACAACUGGGGGAUCAACAGCGCUAACUUUUUGGCAGCCCUCGUUGCGAGUAUAGGAAUUUUUAUUGCAUUGGGGAUAAGCCGAAGUCAUCCGAAAAGUCAAUAAAUUUUUGUUAUUUAUAAUGAAAUUUGUAAAUAUUUUACAUAGAUAAAAUAAAAUA
Cotesia glomerata is the source of this 1450-nucleotide messenger RNA. Its product is annotated as major facilitator superfamily domain-containing protein 9-like. Bases 178 to 1395 code for a protein of 405 amino acids. Lineage: Eukaryota; Metazoa; Arthropoda; Insecta; Hymenoptera; Braconidae. Gene Ontology annotation, biological process: transmembrane transport. The transcript is spliced from 5 exons. The record is from RefSeq and is a predicted model, not a curated record. Gene Ontology annotation, molecular function: transmembrane transporter activity.